AAGUCGCAGCAUUUUGUAUCUGCCUUGUGAUCGCAAUAUGGUCCAGGAGCUCAAUGCCCUGUCUGGUGAUAGCCGCGAGAGGGCUUCAAGACAGAACGUGAAGGAGAAAAUACGACUGUGGUUUACAAUACGGUCCAUGGUUUGGGUUGCAUGACCACGAUCACACACUAUGGCUUGUCUUUAAUGUAUCGGUGGGCUUACUAUAUGGGUCGUAGUUUCGGUUGCAAAUGACAACAUCCUGGUCUCUGGAGUUCUCACCCGGUGAACACAAAAUCGACGGGAACACUUGAAAAACCACGCGUGGUGCGGCGGUAGGGUUGGCAACUCUUGAGACUUCAAAAAAAACGAAUUUCCUUAAAAUGUCAAAUUAAAAUCACUCGGAGGGUUGGCAACUCGAUGCGGCGGGGACACUUUCAGCGCGGCGGGGGCCUCGAAAGACGCCGAGCGCGGGGCCGUGACGCGCGCUGAUGACGUCACCGCCCAGGCGCGAGCCGUAGGAGCGAGCCGCAGGAGCGGCACAGGAGGCGCCAUGGCGGGACGCGAGGAGGCCGAGCCGGGCGCCCCGAGCCGGAGUCCGAUCUGCACCCAGGGGUUCAUAGGCGCCGCGGCGCUGUGGGUCGCGGCGACGUUGUUCGCACUGCCCGGGCCAAGCGCGGCCACCACGCACUGGGUCGUGACGGAGGACGGACGCAUUCAGCAGCAGGUGGAUUCCCAGUUGAACUUGAAGCACCCCCAUGAUCUCGUGUUGUUCAUGCGCCAGGAGGCGCGUCUGGAGGCCCUCAAGGAGCUCGAGCUGGUUCUUAUGGAGCAUAAAAUUCACAUCGAGGAGAAUGAAGACAAGGACACGCGCCUGGAGGAGCGGCACUAUGCCGAGGAGCCGGCCUGCACACACGCCCGCGUCCCCCUCGGUGACCUGGAUCUCUAUCAUGGCACCUACAUCGCCCUUGAGACCAAGAACAUCCGGCCAGAAGAUCACAUAGAUGUAAAGCACAAGCCAAGUGGUGACUUACUGAGUCCGGACUGCAUGCGUAUCCUGGAGCUCGCCUACAGCAUACACGCGUUUCAGCACCUGCGGGGUGUGCAGGAAAGAGGAAAUCUGAGUGCUCCAUUGCUGUCCCCAGAGGAUCCUGUAUUCCAAGCAUUGCCGCUUCCCAUGGGGACCGGCAGCCUCGAUGAACUGGGGCAUCUGAUUCACCUGGCUUUGCAGCAGAACAAGACGUCCUGGGUGCUUUACAACAUGGCCUCUUACUACUGGCGUCUCAAGAACAGUCCCACGCACGUGGCCGAGUGUGCUAUGAGAGCCCUGCACCUGUCCCCCAGGCCACACCAUGACGUGGCGCUGGUGAACCUUGCCAGCGUGCUGCACCGUGCCCACUACUCGGCUGAUGCCGCCGUGCUGCUGCAUGCUGCGCUACCCAUCUCCAGCGAUCCGGCCACGGUUCACUACACCCUGGGCAACGUCUAUGCCAUGCUGGGAGAGUACAAUCACUCGGUGCUCUUCUACGAGCAGGCGCUCGUGCUGCGGCCCGAGCUGGAGGCUGCGGGGAGGAGGCGCCACGCUGUGCUUUGCCAGCAGGGACUUGAGCGCAAGCUGGAGGCUCAGCACAGGUCCUUGCAGCAGACGUUGAGUGAGCUGAAGGAGUACCAGCGGCAGCACGAGCAGUACGUGCACCUGCAGGAGCAAGUGGAGCGGCACAAAGUCCCGGCUGACCAACAGCUGCUUCACACGAUCCUGCACGAGGCUCAUCUAGCCCGCGACACUCACUCCGGUAACAGUCAGGUGUGUCGGUGGAGCCAGCAACAGAAGCUGCUAGUUUGUCAGUGGGAUCAGCCGGUGCGGUACACGAAAGGGGAGGGAGAAGAUGGCAUCGAGCGCGUGCAGUUUGGGGAAGAGGAGCCAGGAGCUGGCACCACAGCCCUGCCGAGCAGAGCAGAUUCUCUGUCUGGUGAGGGCCUCGUCUCUUCACGGCCCCACCACCAUACAGGACCUCGAUCCAGGAGCCACCACAACCUGCCGGCCAGUGUACAGGGUUUCCUUUGGCCCCAGAGGAAGGAGUGCCUUCAUACUUUUCCCACAACUUCACCUGCUUCAGUUCCACCGAUAUUUUCUUUUCUUCUGGACACCAUGGGAAUGAACCUGACUCAGAUGUUGGAGGAUGUCAUGAACUCUCCUGAAAAGCUACGGUGUGCUAUGGCACACAGCAUGCAAUCAGCGCAACCGGAAUUGCCUGAAGAGACUGCUCACAGAGCAUGCUGCCUCAAGCCGGAGCCUAGGCAUUUCCAGCCCGGCAGCUCAGAAACCUCCGUCACCCACGGCGGUAUAGCCGCUGGGAGAAGAGAGCCGUUAAUUCAGCAGUGGUUGGCGAGACUGUCAAGAGCGAAAGAUAAUGUGACUCGGGCUUUGUCCCUCGCCAUUGACAAGUGCGUAGAGCCCCGGUGGGUCUUCCACGUGCUCGCUGGGCUGCACUGGCGUGGAGAGGGGAAGGCGGUACGGGCGGCCGCGUGCUUGCAGGCCGCAGUGCGUUUGGCUCCCCAGGGCGCACGGCACGUGCCGCUUACGGACCACGCAGCCCUUGCGCUGCACCUGAGCCAGCUGACGGAGGCCGCCCUCCUUCUAAACCACUCACUCAACCACACUGCCGACCAGGCCGCGGCUUUUCUGGUGCUGGGCAACGUGUUGCUGGAUGAUCGGAAGGCAGGUGGAGCGGUGGAAGCGUUUGACCGAGCACUGCAGCUGAACCAGCACUGUGACCUCUGCGGACAGGGCCUGCUCCGAGCCCGUUGCCUGCAGCUAUACCCAACCCUGUACAAGAUCACCACGCUGUCACGAACCGGGAAUUGCAGUGAGCAGAAAGAGAUCCCUGCAACACACAGCACACGAGACAUUGGGGCGGCACUUCCUUCUUCCCUCGUUCAGCAUGGAAGGACAGAACAAGGUGCUGGAAGCCAAAAUGGCACAGGGGAGGAGGUCCACUUGAAGGAGGAGCAAAAGCCAGAAUCAGAGGAGGUGGAUGAGGUGGGGAAACUCAAAGAAGAUGAGCCACAGCAAGACCUUGAGGCCGAAAUGAAAUCUGACAAUUGGAAAACAAGCUUAGAUAUGCAGCCAAGUCAGAAGGAGAGGCUCUUCAAAGUGGAAGGGAAGGAGGGCAUCAUUGCAGGGCCGGAACUCACUCGGAAGGAGACGCAAGGCUUGGAAGAAGAGGCAAAAUCCUCCACACUGGACUCGACUGACGGAAGUACAGAGCAGCGCGGCGCUGACGACUCCAUGGUGGAGGAGCCGCGGUCGGCACUGGGCGACGUCUUGUCCACUGUGUGGUCAGAGAGCGGUUGGUUCGAGGGAGCGCUCGAGGUCAAAGGGCAGCGGGUGGACUUGCAGGGGCUACGCAUGGUUGCUGGCGACUCACAGGCCGGGCCCUGCUUUGGGGACUGUCGCGAUGGAGAUGAAGAUGAGUGGAUAACUGUGCAAGUAAAGCAAUCGCGGAAACAGAAGGAGGCCUGGGGAGACUUUGGUCUAAUUCCGAAGAGAGAGGGAGGUCCCAUGGAAGAGGCAGAGAGAGAGCAGUGGGUGUUUCCUCCAGCGCAGAAGGAUUCUGAACCCCAGCUUAGUGGCCCCGUAAAAACCUCUGCACCUCCAGCUCUCCAGAAAGGACAUUGCAUCCCGCAGAAUGGUGAUAAAGGGCAUCCAAUCAGCAAAGAGCAGCAACCAGAAGCAGCCAAGAACUUUGCGAACCUAGGCUGGCCCAGCACCAAGGAAUGCAUCCGAGUUCGACGUCUCAACCCCAACAUCCACCCUUCCACUUGGGUUCCCCUCACUCUCAAGAACAUCCGUGUGGCGGAACACAUCGACCUGACGUCGCCGCUGCAGGAGCCAUUCUCGGAGCCGGUGUGCAACCCGGCCCUGCCGGCCAGCAUGCACACGCUGGACCACCUGGCCGGCGUAGGCGCUCGCGGCUCCCUCAUGUAUGGAGGAGAGAAGCGUCUGCGAGGGGAGCUGGAGAGACUGGCCAAGGCCUCAUUAGGGGAACGACGUCUGGAGCACGUGGCCACCCGAAUCGCCAGAGCGAUGGAGAAGAAUGACACAUCAUGGGUGUUGGCCAACCUCGCUGCCCUCUACUGGAGGAUCCAGGGCCAGGGGCGACGUGCGAUCGAUUGCCUGAGACAUAGCCUGCACCACGCCCCUCACCACAUGAAGGACGUGGCUCUGGUUAGUCUCGCGAACGUGCUCCUACAGGCCAGGCUGGGGAAGGAGGCUCAGGUCGUGGCUGGCAUGGCAGUGCACAUCUCUCCCAGAAACCCUACCGCACACUGCACGCUGGGCAAUGCCUACCUCGCCAUGGAGGACAGACAAAAGGCCCUGCAGUGCUACGGAUCAGCACUGGCCCUACAGCCAGAAUACCCUACCGCCCUGGAGCGUCUGCGAGCUGUGCAAUGCAACAUCCUUGUCUAUGAAAACCAGUAGGCUUGUGACCUCACCUGGGAUGGGCACUUACCUGUGAUCUCACCUCAGAGGGCCAUUCACCCAUGUUCUCACCUGUGAGGGCCACUCACCUAUGUUCUCUCCUUUGCCCUCAACUGGUAUUGGAAUCAAAUGUGGAGAGUUUGAAACUGCACAACAUGGCGUCUUGGGUUUUUUUGUCAAAUUUGUGUCCAAAAUUUAAACAUAAUCAGAUGUGUAUUAAUCGUAUGGUAAUUACAUUAGAAGAUGAAAUCCCUCUACACACUUGACACAUGCCCUGUAUGGACAGAUGUUGGCUGCACAUGCAGCAGAGCAUGUGGUAUCGAUCCCUGCGUGUCUUGACGUGGGUGAUCGGCAAUGCCUGUGGUGAGUCGAGGCAAAAUUCAAACCUCACAGGGUGAUCAUUUUCAGUUUUUAUUUGAGCAGAAAAUGGCCAAUUCUUUAAAAAAUAUGAAUUUAAUCUAAACGCCGUGAGGUUUAUGUUCCUUGUCAAUUAUAAACCAUCGUGAGGUUCACAAGAAUGCAGAUGGUUGCAUAUUUUACAACACUUGUGGGGAGCUUGGUGAAUCUCAAUAUUGAGAAUAUUUGUGGUACUCAGUGUCCUUCAGACCUUGUAUUUGUACCACGUGGAGAUUAAACACUUUGACUGAUUCA
Molecule: messenger RNA, 5110 nt
Organism: Petromyzon marinus (sea lamprey)
Lineage: Eukaryota; Metazoa; Chordata; Hyperoartia; Petromyzontiformes; Petromyzontidae
Gene: TTC17
Product: tetratricopeptide repeat domain 17
Biological process (GO): actin filament polymerization; cilium organization
Cellular component (GO): cytoplasm; actin cytoskeleton
Molecular function (GO): protein binding
Source: RefSeq, a predicted model, not a curated record